Molecule: messenger RNA, 702 nt
Organism: Neltuma alba
Lineage: Eukaryota; Viridiplantae; Streptophyta; Magnoliopsida; Fabales; Fabaceae
Exons: 1
Coding region: 1-702 (233 amino acids)
Source: RefSeq, a predicted model, not a curated record
AUGGAUGACCCAGAAUUUCCCCCACUGUUUGGAUCUGUUCGCAAUAUUCCAAGGGCCUUCAUGUCCGGUACAUCUUCUAAUACUCAAGCUACUCCUUCUAAAAACUCCACUGCAGAAUCAGACUUGACAAUAGCCACUGAACCUCAAGCUAUGGGGGUAGCUCACAAACUUAAUGGUAGCAACUAUCUCCAAUGGUCUCAAAGUGUGUUAAUGUACCUGCGUGGGAAGCGUAAGGAGAAGUAUAUCAAUGGAGAAGCACAACAACCUUCACAUAAUGACCCCAAAUUUGACACCUGGUUCGCUGAAAAUAAUCAGGUGAUGUCUUGGUUGUGCAAUUCAAUGACCCUCGAAAUCAGUGAAGGAUACCUUCUUGCAAGCACAGCCAAGGAAAUCUGGGAUGCUGCUAAGUGGACCUACUCUACCCUCGACAACACUGCAGCCUUAUUAGAUCUCAAGAGGCAACUCAAAGAUCUGAAGCAAGGCAACUUAACUGUAACACAAUACUACAGUACUCUGACAAAGAUAUGGCAGCAAUUGGAUCUCUUUGAAGUACAUCUUUGGAAGGAUAUAGAUGAUGCUAAUUACUACAGACAGUUGGUGGAAAAGGGACGAACAUAUGAAUUUUUGUUGGGCUUGAAUGAUGUGUUUGAAGAAGUAAGGGGGAGAAUUAUGGGAUUGAAACCCCUGCCAUCCCUAUUUUAA